This is a messenger RNA of Solea senegalensis (Senegalese sole), 2068 nucleotides long. RefSeq names its product acid-sensing ion channel 2. The annotation marks the transcript as partial. Gene Ontology annotation, cellular component: membrane. Gene Ontology annotation, biological process: sodium ion transmembrane transport. The transcript has 9 exons. The record is from RefSeq and is a predicted model, not a curated record. NCBI's taxonomy places the organism in Eukaryota, Metazoa, Chordata, Actinopteri, Pleuronectiformes, Soleidae. Gene Ontology annotation, molecular function: ligand-gated sodium channel activity.
GUGUUUACGAGGUAUGGGAAGUGCUACGUGUUCAAUGCUGCAGAAGAAGGGAAGACACUUCGCACCACCAUGAAGGGAGGGACAGGAAACGGCCUGGAGAUCAUGCUGGACAUCCAGCAGGACGAGUACCUGCCAGUGUGGGGGGACACAGAGGAUACAGCCUUUGAGGCAGGUGUGCGGGUGCAAAUCCACAGCCAGGCAGAGCCCCCGUUUGUUCACGAGCUGGGCUUCGGUGUGGCCCCCGGCUUUCAGACUUUUGUAGCCACACAGGAGCAAAGGCUGACCUACCUGCCUCCCCCGUGGGGAGAGUGCGAGUCAAAGCCUCUGGAGUCUGGAUUUUUUCAGGUGUACAGUGUAACCGCCUGCAGGAUUGACUGUGAAACACACUACAUUGUGGAAAACUGCAACUGCAGGAUGGUGCACAUGCCUGGUGACGCUCCAUACUGCACGCCGGAACAGUACAAAGACUGUGCUGAGCCUGCUCUCGCUAAACUCUCGGCCGUGGAGAGCAGUAGCUGCAUGUGCAGGACUCCAUGCAACAUGACCCGCUACAACAAAGAGUUGUCCAUGGUCAAAAUUCCCAGCAAGACCUCGGCCCGCUACCUGCAGAAGAAGUUCAACAGGACAGAGAAGUACAUCUCAGACAACAUUUUGGUGUUGGACGUGUUCUUUGAGGCUCUCAACUAUGAGACCAUUGAACAGAAGAAGGCCUACGAGGUGGCAGGAUUGCUGGGUGACAUUGGAGGUCAGAUGGGUCUCUUCAUUGGCGCCAGCAUCCUCACCAUCCUAGAGCUGUUUGACUAUGCUUACGAGGUGGUAAAGGACAGGAUACUGGAGUUACUAAGCCAAGAGGAGGAGGAGGAGAGUCAUGGAGAAGAUGUGAGUUCCUGUGACCCAGUGGCAAACCACUCUGAGUCCAUCAGUCACACUGUGACAGUCCCCCUGCAGACGACGCUGGCCACUCUGGAAGAAAUUGCCUGCUGAGUCCCUCCCCCUCUCCCUCAGAGCCACACAUGUCCAGAGGCUGCCUCCACUGGGUGGCGCUACGUCAUCGGUUACACUACCGAACAUGCAAGAACUUAACAGGAGGAGGGGAAGAGAAAAGGACAGGAGCAGAGGUCAGUCUGAGGACAGCGCUGUGCUCUGUCACACCGCUCUAUCUGAGGCACUAAUGGGGAUUAAAGAGCUGUCGGCUGGACUUAUCAGCCCUCUCUGUCUCCCUGUACUGGACCAGACGUACAGUGGAAUCUGAGUCUCCACAGAACACGCACACAGAACAUCCCAGACUUGGUGGGGGAACCAUCCAACAAAAAGGGGGCUCCUCCCUGUGCAGCAUAUCUAUGUAACAAACACAUUCAUAUGUCGCUCACUGCCAAAUGAACUGUACAAAUAUUGGUUUUGAACUGUCCAAAUUGCAUGCGUCGAUCUCUCUUGCUCUCUCUGCUGAUGCAUACGUUGGACUGCGAUGUUGCUUUACUGUACAUGUGUGCCAUUUUGUCUCUUUCUCUGCAGGACAGGCCCAUCACAUGGGCCCAGGUGAGAUCGCGGACUUUGAAUGUACAGAUUGAACAUAAUGGUUGUGUGGAAAACCAUAGUUCAGGUGUGACCAAUCGAUCCCUGAUAAUCGAAUCUAAUGAACUGAAUUUAAUAUAGUAGUUGACUGUGGGGUUGGUGACGUAAAAAAACAAACAAAUUGAAGAUGUUACCUGCCUGCAUUUUACAUUUUACUUUCAUUCGUUUCAGUUGAAUUAGUUCACUACAGAUAUGGCACAGGUAACUGUUCUUUAUAAAUGUCUUUAAAAGGGAUGUCAUACUUCUAUUUCUAGUUCAUGUGGGUGCAGUAGUGUCACUCCUGACCACAGCACCCACCUUAGGCCCUGCUCGUACCUGGUAUUGUCAUGUGUCAUUUUGAGUGACCACCUGUGACUCUGCUUCACAUUACUGCUGUAAGCAAAGACCACAUGAAGCGUUGCUUGUUGCCAUUCUGACAAACUAUUGGACAUAUCAACUGCUCAGUUUGUUGAUUUGUUUUUAACUGACUGAAUUUGAAAAACACUGAAGAUUUGAA